AUGGAUUCAAGUCGGUUAACCAAUGUGACUGAUAGUUCAGCGGUGAAAUACAUUCAUUUCUGUGAUCUUCACUUUUUUCAAACAAAAGCUAAUUUUGCUACAUGGAAUAAAUCAGAAAUCACUAGGUUUCUCCAUGGACUUGAAAGUAAUCUACAAGACUGCCCUAGUAUUGUAAAUUUGAUCACUCCAAUUUGCAAAGAAGGCAUUUUACGCAUUACUAAGUCAGUUACAAAUGAACAACUUAUUUGCUUUCCAUUGUGUGAAAUUCGACAUUUAAUAAAAAGUCUAGACUCUGCAACAACAAAUUACGUCUUGUUAACUCGCGGUACUCUUACACCACAAACUCAUAGGAAUAGCAUAAACAAUGAGGCGGCGAUUGAUUCAGCCGGAGAAAGUUUAUCAAGUUCAUAUCAAACAUAUAUAUUGCGUUGCCAAACAUACCAUGGGGCAUUAAGAAUAAUCGAUGUCAUGAAUCGAAUUUUAAACGAAGAAGUAGGCUCAACUAUCAAGCCAAAUGUUUUUGAACCCCAAAGCAUCACGCUUCGUUUACAUUUGGAUAUAAGAGAAGACGAUGGCUCUGGUGUUAAUUUCACUCCUGUACCAAAAGAAAAAUCGGAAUUGUUCAAGUUACGUAGAGGUACAGCUAAACGCCUAUUGGUUGGUAUUAGUCAAGUUGAUGGACACGUUUAUCUGCCUAUUAGUGGUAUUUUAGACGUUUGUGUUGGAUACGGUCGUUAUUUAUCAGAGAGUGAAUUAACUUAUUUGGGAGGUGAAGAAAAUGCCGCACGUGGAGAGGCAUCAUUAAAUCUGCUAACUGGAACUUCUUUUUCCACUUGGGUCACCUGGCCAUCAAAUCAUAGUCAAUUUUCAAUGUUCGAUGUUCUUGGAAAUCGGGAUGAAUGCAUUUUCUUCACUGUGGUCGUCCGUUUUAUUAUUCCUCGACUUGAGAAACCAUUAUGUCUACGACGAAUAUGUCGAGCUCGUGUUUACAAAACAGAUGAAAUAUUUUGGCUGUCUUUAGAUAGAAAGCCUGUUGUAGAAGAUUAUACUAUUCAGCUGACUGAGAGUAUAGAUGAAACUGGCAAUCUGUAUGCUGGUAAAAUAGUUGGAAUCACAGAUGUAGUCGCUUUUCAUCCAGAUCAUAAUCAAAUUACUCCAGGUGUUCCAUCUGCUGCCAAUCCAUCUGAAGAUGAUGAUAAUGAACCCUUGAUGAGUGGUAAUGGAAUUGUCUCCAGAGAAGUGACAGAUGAUCAAUUACUAAUUGAAUGGGGUCACUUAGUUACUGAAUGGCACAAUAAAGUGCGACAAGAUCAAGCUAAUGGUCUUAAUGUGUCGACAAAUUCUCUGAGAACAGAAUUAUUACACAGUGGUUCUUCUGGUCCGCAUAUUUCUCACUUAGGAUCUGCAUUUUGUCAAAGAAUUAAAAAAUUAGUUAGUCGUGGUAUACCAGAUGCUUUAAGAGCUGAAGUUUGGCAAUUAUUAUCUGGUUGUCCUGUUGAUGAAACUGGCUUAAUGGAUGCUUAUCGAAUUCUAAUUACUAAACCUUGUAAACAUGAUGAUGUUAUACGUCGUGAUCUAGCGCGUACAUUCCCAGCUCAUAGUUUUUUCCGUGAUAAAAUUGGUCAAGAAAGCCUUUUCCUAGUUAGCCGCGCUUAUGCUUUAUACGAUGAAGAAGUUGGCUACUGUCAAGGAUUAACAUUUUUUGCUGCUGUAUUACUACUUCAUAUGCCUGUAGAACAAGCAUUCACGUUAUUAGUUCAAGUGAACAAUAAUUAUGGUGUAAGAGAAUUUUUCCUAAAUGAUUUCGAUGGUCUACACAUGCGACUGUAUCAAUUACAACGUAUUAUCCAGGAUCAAUUACCGGAUGUUUCAAAGCAUUUUGCUGAUCUUGGCUUAGAAACGCAUAUGUUUGCUAGUCAAUGGUUUUUAACUCUAUUCACAGCUAAAUUCCCUUUGAAUGUUGUCUUUCAUAUUGUAGAUAUGUUUCUUACUGAGGGCUUGAUCUUCAUAUUCAAGGUAUCCUUAGCACUUUUACAAUUGGCUAGACGUGAUUUACUUGGUCUAGACUUUGAAGGUGUACUUAAGUAUUUACGGGUUACAAUGCCGAAAAAGUAUUUAGCCUGUGACGCCAAUGAAGAAUUACUUAGAUCAGCAAUAAUGGCUAAAGUUACCUCAUCAAAAUUACAAAAAUAUGCUAAAGAAUGGUUAUCGAAAAGAGCUGAAGAAAAGCUGACUGAUUCACCAAUUCAUAUUAUGGAAUGCCAAUUAGCAUCACUGCGACGAGAAAUCAGUCGAUUAGAGCAUGAAAAUGAGACAUUGGCUUCUGGUUUACUUACAAGUAAAACAUCAAUGCAUGAACAAGUUGAUCGAUUAGAAGAUAAGGCUGAAAUAUUAACUCGUGAAUUAUUUGCUUCAAGACAAGAUUUUCAAGAUGCUUUAGAAGAGAAAACGCAUUUAGAAAAUGAAGUUCUUCAGGUAAAGAAAAUGUUUCGUACUGCACUGGAAGAGAAUUCCGCUGAAUUGGAAAGACAUCGAAAUAUUUUUGAGUGUUAUAAAACAAUCACAACAGAAUUAAAUAAUUAUCUAGUGCAUGCUAGUCAUAGUAAUUCUACAAACUCUACAGAUCCCUAUGAAUAUGAUCCAUUGUUUUUAAAUUUAACAUUUGAUCUAUUACAACAAGCAUUACACUGUAAAGCCUGUAUGCCUAUUAUAGAAAAUUAUAUUGAAAAGUCAAACAAUAUCAUCAAUACGACAACAAAUGAUCCAUCGUGUGUUAUAGAAGAUGAAGUUGUCGUUAUUGUUAAUAAUACAUCAGAACAU
Messenger RNA from Trichobilharzia regenti, 2820 nucleotides. The record is from the annotation of a GenBank genome assembly. Lineage: Eukaryota; Metazoa; Platyhelminthes; Trematoda; Strigeidida; Schistosomatidae.